UCCACGUGACCCUAUUAUAAAGAUGGCGUUUAUUAAAGAGGAGAUUGAAGACCUGAAGAUUGAAGAAACAUUCACACAUGAAGAUCUUGCCGAACAAACAGACCUGAUGCCUGUGAAAGAAGAAGAGAUUCAAGACUUGAACAUCAUCAAGGUGGAAAUCGAUCUAGAUGAGAAGCAUCACGAAUUCAUGUCUGGAGAAAAAAAUAGCAUCUCCCAAACUGAAAAUACGUUUUCGGAGGAAGAAGCUGGAAGUACAUUUCAUAGUUCACAUAGCAGUAAUUUCAACUUGCAAACAAUUCACACUGCAGAGAAGACUUUCAGCUGCCAACAGUGUGGAAAGAGUUUCAAUAAAAAAGGAAACCUCAAAGUCCACAUGACGAUUCACACCGGAGAGAAGAAUUUCAGCUGCCAACAGUGUGGAAAGAGAUUCAAUCAACAAGGCAGCCUUAACGUCCACAUGAGAGUUCACACUGGAGAAAAACUAUUCACUUGCCAGCAGUGCGGGAAGAAUUUCAGUCAAAGGGGAAACCUUAUUAACCACAUGGUCGUGCACAACAGCGAGAAUACAUUCACCUGCCAACAAUGUGGAAAGAGCUUCAAUCGGAAAGGAAACCUGAAAGUCCACAUGAGAGUUCACACUGGGGAAAAGCCUUUCACCUGCCAACAGUGUGGAAUAAGUUUUGCCCAAAAAGGAGGUAUUGACGAACACAUGAGACUUCACACUGGAGUGAAGACCUUCAUCUGUCCGGAGUGUGGAGUAAGUUUCACUCGAAAAGGAAACCUGAAAGUCCACAUGAGAAUUCACACUGGAGAAAACCCUUACACCUGCCAACAGUGUGGGAUGAGCUUCAUUUUAAAAGCGACCCUUAAAAGACACAUACGAACGCAACAUGUAGAAAGCGGUUCACCUGCUAGCACCGCGGAAAGACAUUCACCCAAUAAGAAAACCUUAGAAACUACAUGAGAAUUCACGCUAGAUAGAAGAGAUUGGCUUGCCAACAGUGUGGAAACAUAUUAGAUCAUAUUAGCGCAUGACACACACUAAUGGAUACUUGCACACACACACUUUUAUUCAGAUUUAUAAAGCAGUCUCUCUUUCCUAAAGGAAAUAAAAAUGUAUUCAAAUCACAGUACUGCAAAUAAGCUAAGCUUCAGAUCAGGGGUGUCCAAACUCAGUCCUGAAGGGCCGGCGUCCUGCAGUUUACUUGGAACUAAACUUUGCAGGACACCGGUCCUCCAGGACCGAGUUUGGGAUGUAGAUUUUGGGAUGUAGAUUGAAAUAACAAGAUGAAAUACACAUUUAGCUAGCAAAAUCUUAAGAUUUGGCUUGUCGAUUCUUCGUGUUCCCUUGUGCACUGCAAUCUCUAUUGUUUACAAGAUGUCUUUGCAAUGGCCAACAUCACCAAAAUACUUCUAAUAUCUGUGCUAAUGUAACAUGUAAACCAGGGGUGGUCAACCCUGUUCCUGGAGAUCUACAUUCCUACAGAUUUAAGUUGCAACCCAUAUCAUAAACACACCUGCCUGUAAUUAUCAAGAGCAGUUCAGUUCCUAAUUAAUUGGAUGUGUGUUUGAUCAGGGUUGGAGCUGAACUCUGUAGGAAGGUAGAGCUCCGGCAACAGGGUCGAGCAUCUCUGAUGUAAACUAAUACAGACAAUCAUUCCUUAGUUUUAGAACAUAUAUUGUUGACAGCCAACCAGAACCCUUUCUGAGGCUUCUGAUAGGCCAACAUGACUUUUACAGUCAGGAAUAUAUUUCCUACUGUUGCUUUGGCAUGCUCUUGACUAGGGGUGUCCAAACUUAUUCCUGGAGGGCUGGUGUCCUGCAUAGUUUACCGCCAACUUACUUCAACACACUUGCCUAAAAGG
This is a messenger RNA of Danio rerio (zebrafish), 1865 nucleotides long. The record is from RefSeq and is a predicted model, not a curated record. NCBI's taxonomy places the organism in Eukaryota, Metazoa, Chordata, Actinopteri, Cypriniformes, Danionidae.